AGCAGCAAAUGAUCGCGCUCGCAGCAGAGUGGAGAUUCUGACGUAGUGGAGGUACGUAGGCCUUCAGCUGUUCUAGCUUUCUUGUUGUAGCUAGCAACAGACGACGACAAUGCCUCCAUUCUAAUCACUGAUUUCAAUGAGUGCCAAACCCCAAACAGCUGAUCCAAUGGAGGAAGAGGUAAUCGACCAUUGGACAAGCCCCAAGAUUGUGCUCAAAUGUGUGGGUCCAAAACUUGUGCCUUUCUUCAAGAGCGUCGCCAUCUACUUCGUGCUGGCCAUUUCACGACAGCCAUCAUGGUUCGGCUGCCUACUCAAGUGCCUCCCCAUAGUCUUCUUGGGUGUCUUUGUCGUCCUGCACGGCAUUUCGCUGGGCGACAAGAAGCACUGCUACUCUCGGCGCAUCCUUUUUGGACUGUGUUUCUCCUGCCUGGGUGAUGCCCUCCUCGUGUGGCCGUCGGGCUUCCUGGCGGGCAUGCUGUCCUUCGGGGUCGCCCACCUCUUCUACAUUUCAGCAUUCAAGAUGGACCCGCUCAACCCGUGGGCUGGCGCCGUGUGCCUCGCCAUAUUGGCGGGAGGAUCGGCACUCCUCAUGCCUGGGUUGUAUGGUGUCUACACUUGGGCAGUGCCGUUCUACGGUUUCCUGCUCAUGUUCAUGGUGUGGCGAGGUGUCUCGAGGGUACGGUUCUUCGAUGACCUCUGGACCUGGACAAAGUUGUGCUCCUGUUUCGGAUGCAUCUUAUUCGCUGCGUCAGACUGCAUCAUCGCCCUCAAGAUGUUCUUCCUGCGUGAAUCUCCUCCAUACACGCAGCAUGUCAUCAUGAUGUUGUAUUACGCAGCACAGCUAGGUGUUGCGCUUUCCGUAGUGGACAGUCGGACCAUGGCCGUCAUCAGCGCGGCCAGCGAGAGCAAGGUGCUGCCCGCGAGGCAACACCCGAGCGGUGGAUCUACGAGCAGUGCAGGCACCAAGCGCGAGAGCCUCGCAAAUGGUGCUCCCCGCAAGCUUGAGUGAACCGAACAGCUGUAUUAUGGAGUGUGAAAUCCUACAUAGAUCACGAUAUAUGUGGAACAACAGAUCGUCCCGUCAUCCUAUUUAGUCAAGUUCGUACCGUUUUACACGUUAAUCGGGAUAGCGUACUAUAAUGUGUACCCCCUUUUUUUCUUUCUUUACACUGGCGGUUUUAGUUAAUAAGCGUUUAUAUACGGACAUAUUAUAUUGGGUCCUCCUCCUGUUGGAGAAAUGUGCUCAAAGAGAGAAAAAUGCUGCUCGAAUCAAAUUUGCUCAGCUUUACUAGGCUUAGGUGUGCACGCUUUGGCGUUUGAGAAAGUGUCUCACUUUUGGCAGUGUACCCGGUUAUCCGGAGAUGCAUACCUACAGACGUGGAUUCUAGUUCUGUAACGAUUAUUCACUGUUCGGAACUGUACUGUUGUGUAGCAACGUCAGAAAUUGGGUUGGUUGGUAAACAACUUAAAAGUGCUAAAAAAAAGUGCUGGGUACAAGAAAGACUGGAGAGUCUGUCACUAGGUACAAUAUAAAUACAUGUUUCAUGGUUGAAGUUUGUUUAAUCCUGUUCUUUCACCCAGCACUGGGGGAGUUUUAACGCUUUUAAGUACUGUUGUGUACUCUAGUGAGCAUGUGCCAUAUCGAUGUUGUUGCUCAGACACAACAAAGUGAGUCAUUUUGGCACAAAACCUUUUAAAUUUUAUUGUAUUGUGCAGUUAGGUGCACUUAAAUUAAAUGCCCCGUAAAAUUGAUCGACGAUUCACUUCCGCUGUGUACACAACUUAGGAGACUCAAACGUCGAAACAAACAGUAUUGGAGUAUGCAGCAAGAAGUGUAUUAUUGAGUGGAAGGUCGGAAGGUACUGAAGUAUUCAGGCAGAGUAACUUCUUCUGAUCCAUGCUUUCUUUUUAUCUUUUUUUAUACAUAUAAUAAAAACACAGAUGUGUUAGCUCAAGAGCAAUGCCAAAGAGCUGAUCUGGUGCGGAAGUAGUCUCUCAAAGGCAGCUGCACUUUCAUCAUCCUAGUGAACAAUGCAACUGUACAUAUACCUUGUAAAUAUGUUCAACCAUAUACAUGGGGGAUGUUUUUCUUGUGGUUACCUAGAGAUUUUAUAUCGUGCUAUUCCUUACAUGGAACAUAAAUCCCGUUCCUGCAUACAGACCAAUUCGUAACGGAAUGACCGCAAAUAUGACAUGCAGUUAGGCAUGUGUCUUCUAAAGUAGCAGUUCCAACUUCUGCUUCCACAAUGAGUAUUAGUGCAGGGAGAUUUUGCCCUACCCGCAACGGUAAAUUGUGUACACAACCGUCAUUCGAAAUGUGGAUUUGUUACAUUUUACCUUAUGUUGUAGCUGAAGUAACUGAAAAGUUGCAAGCAGUUAGAACAGGCAAUGUGCAAAAUUAUAUUUUACAUAUGAGGAAUGUGGCUAACCACUGUCCUGUUUGUAAUUAUGUGUAAAAUGUAGAGAAAAAAAAAAAAGUAGCACAGAGUAGUUCAUAGAUGGCUGACCUAUACUCCAGUCCAGUAUGAGGCAGAAGUGGCAACACUUGAACUGUACUCAAAAUAAACUCCAAUUUUCGUUUUUUACACCUUUUUUUUUCUGUGUGUGUAGUGUCAGUAUUCAUGUCACAAUAUUAUCUCACUGCAGUACCUUUGCAUUAGUUUUUGUGGCGGUACAUACUCUGUUUUGCAAUCACUGCUGGCGUGCGGGACUACGGUUGAGCCUAGCAUUUGUACUGCAGGUUCUCCAGAGUGACAGCUAGAUUGAUCCAAGUGCCACACAAAUUAGCAAUCAAACUGACAAUCCAAUCCAAUCCACUAUCCAUUUGUAAUAGACCUCUCCCUGUUUGUAAUAGACCUCUCCCUGCGCCCGAAAGCCACAAUCUUGAGGGGAUUACGAUGGUCCCUGAAAGGGACGCAACCUUCGGUCCUACUUUUUUUUUUCAAUACGAGGCAGUGAACAAAUGCCCAUUUUUGGAACCCAGCCCUCCCUUUCAGAUUUGUUUCGAUUUCAGUCUGUCUACCAACGUCAUAAUGACUCAGUCAGGCUUUGUAUGUAUGUGUCCCUUCUAUGUUGUUUCAGCCUCAGAACAUCAGUUCUUUCAUGUCAUAAUGACGUUUCUCGGGUACAGGUCUAUUAAAGGACACUUUCUCCUUGUAGUGUUUAGAAUGACACAAAUUAAUUUUGAUGGCACUUGGAUUAAUUCUAGUUGCUUUUGGGUUAAAUUAGAUGACACUUGGAUUAAUGUAUACGACAUCUGGAUUAAUUUAGCUGGCACAUAGGUUAAAAUGAGUGGGAAAAGCUGUGGAUAUCACUCUUCAUGCCAGGGGAAUAAAACCUGAUAUGCCUGCAAAGCCCAGAAAAUACAUUCCUAUUUUGCAGAAGGGGAAAUUAUUGUUGAGUUACAGCAAAUUGCUGAGAUUAGGGUAUUUGGGGAAAUAUGAGAGGCCUCCACACAGGCAUCUGUACAUGUCAAAAUUUUUUUACAGCACCAUGUGACAUACCGUACACGGUACUACGCAGUGCACAACGGUUCUUCAUGCAUGUUGUCCUUUUUUUACCACUAAGCAAGAAUGACUUGGUCUGGAACCAUGUUGGAAGAAAAUGUACUCUUUUGACUCUACCCAUGUGUUUGUGUGCAAGGUAGUUUCUUAUCUGACUAGUCGCAGUAUUCUUGUCAGAGACGGGAUACAGCUUAAGUGCAGAAGACUUGGUGACAACACUCUGUAACACAGCACUGUAAAACUGGUUUGGACCCAUCAGGACACAGUUGCUUGCGAUGUAAAACCACAAACGAAUUGCCAUAGGAUAUCGUCUGCAGUGCGUGCCUAUGCAACAUUUCAGAAGUUUGAAAGGUUUCAAUGUUUGAAAGUUAAGCAAAAUACUGUGCAGUAUCUUCAGUACUCAAUAGUCCCACAUCAUGUUAUUAACUUGAUAUCCGGGAACUAUGGAAAAACAUUUGUUUCAUCAGCACUGAAGUGCUUCCAUCAUUUACGAACCUGCUGGAGAAAAAAACUGCAAAAGUGAAAUAAAACGCUGUUGUCAGUA
Ornithodoros turicata is the source of this 4047-nucleotide messenger RNA. RefSeq names its product lysoplasmalogenase TMEM86A-like. The transcript is spliced from 3 exons. Gene Ontology annotation, molecular function: hydrolase activity. Lineage: Eukaryota; Metazoa; Arthropoda; Arachnida; Ixodida; Argasidae. Gene Ontology annotation, cellular component: membrane. The coding region runs from base 137 to 1009 and encodes 290 amino acids. The record is from RefSeq and is a predicted model, not a curated record.